Messenger RNA from Knipowitschia caucasica, 261 nucleotides. Lineage: Eukaryota; Metazoa; Chordata; Actinopteri; Gobiiformes; Gobiidae. The record is from the annotation of a GenBank genome assembly.
AUGCUUCUCAAUGUGGGGCCCCUGCAUCCUGAUGACAGAGAUGUGCCGAGGGCCGUGGAGUUCCCAUCUGGAGGAGUGAAGACGGGCCCCACGCGCCGGAGGGGUGAAAGAAGUGAGAAAUAUGACAGCGAUGACAUCCGGGAGGAGGCUCCAUAUUCAUACAGUCAUCCCCCACACGGGACAUGUGUGUGGGGGCCACCGGGUGAGAGCCAUGUGCCGUGGGGGAGAUGUGGGGGAGAGCCCAACGGAGCUGACACGUGA